Cyprinus carpio (common carp) is the source of this 4459-nucleotide messenger RNA. Its product is annotated as E3 ubiquitin/ISG15 ligase TRIM25-like. NCBI's taxonomy places the organism in Eukaryota, Metazoa, Chordata, Actinopteri, Cypriniformes, Cyprinidae. The record is from RefSeq and is a predicted model, not a curated record. Gene Ontology annotation, molecular function: zinc ion binding.
UCCUUUGCACACAUUGCAUGCAGGCACAAAAAUCUGUUCCAUUUCUGUUGCUCAUUAUUUUAUUAUAUUCAAUAACACAGUUGACAGUGGAGUGACUGAUACCUGAUGGUGAAUUGACGGUCAAAACCACAACCUGUGGAAUGCCAGCCAAGUUGAGCCACUCCCAUUCCGAUUUCAAAAGUUUCAAAGCCUCUGUUAUUAUACAGCGAAUCUUCCACUGGAUUUGAAAGCAUCACAAUGGCAGAACUUGUCUUUGAUACUCAAAAUACUUUAAAUUGCCCACGCUGUCAGAAUCUGCUUAAGAACCCAGUGACUACAACUUGUGGGCACAGUUUCUGCAUGGACUGUAUAAAGCGGUGCUGGGAUCAGGAUGCUUCUUUGAGACGAGCUUACAGCUGCCCUACAUGCAGGGCUACCUUCAACAAAAGACCAGCUCUCAGCAGAAGCACUGUCCUGGCUGAAAUUGUAGAGAGAAUAAACCAGGCAGUUCCAGCUGGGCCUGGAGAUGUGAAAUGUGAUGUAUGUAAAGGAAGAAAACUCAAAGCUAUCAAGUCUUGUCUGGUGUGUUUGGCUUCUUACUGUCAAAUUCACAUUCGGCCUCAUUAUGAGUCUGAAGCUUUCAAAAAGCACAAGCUGGUAAAUGCUUCUCCAAAUCUACAGCAGCAGAUCUGCCCUCAACAUCAUAAAGCACUGGAGAUUUUCUGUUAUAAUGACUGGAAGUGUAUUUGUGUGGCUUGUAUGGGGGAUCAGCACAGUGGACAUACAACAGUCUCAGCAGCAGCUGAAAUGGCUAUAAAACAGGAGGAACUGAAAAUACAAAACAGGGAUUUCACUCAGCAAAUCACUGACAUAGGCAAGAAUGUCCAGGCAUUUACGAAGGCUGUAGAUUCUCAUAAGCACUCUGCACAGGCAGCAGUGGAGCACAGUGACAGGAUCUUCACUGAGCUUAUCAGCUCUAUUCAGAAGAGACGAACCGAGGUGAGACAACUGAUCAGAGCUCAGGAAAAGAGGGAGACAGGAAAGAUUAAUGAACACAUACAGAAGCUGGAGCAGGAGAUCAGUAAUCUGGAAAAGGAGAAUGAUACACUGAAGCUGAUUUUACAUACAGAGGAUCACAUUCAUUUCUUCCAGAAUUACUCUUUUCUAUCUGGAUUGUAUUUGUGCACAACUUCGCCCAGAGAUGUUAAUGAUCUCCUGACAUUUGAGAACGUAGACAAAUCUGUCUCAGAGCUGAAAAACCAACUGGAUAAAGUCUGUGAAGAGCACAUGGACAAAAUAUCAAAGAAAGUUGCUGAUGUCCAACUUUUCAAACCCCCUUGGUUUCAAGACAAUGAUUUGUCAUCUUCAACUUCAGAAUCGGAUUCAGAAUCAGUAAUAGUUUCAUUGCGAGGAUCGUUAAAAAGGAGAAGGCUGAUAAAGAAUCCAGAGUGAUUUUCUGAGCCCUUUUCGUCACUCUGCUGUCAGAUAUAUACAGUUCUUGAAGGGUGGGCAGGGCAGCACCAAUUUCUUUCAGCAGUCCAAUCUAUCCUCUGCACUGUUAAAAAAAAAAAAAUGCUGGGUUAAAAACAACCCAAUUUGGGUCAUUUUUGCAACCCAGGGCUGGGUUAAAUGUUUGACCCAGCAUGUUGGGUUGCUUUUUUAUCAUUUAUUCACACGUUCACACUUACAUAUUAUAAACAGAGUUAAAGUUAUGUGUAUUUGGCAUGUUGUCCGAGGCAAGGGGUUCCGAGCUCUGAAUUUUGGCCUGAACCCAGAGUACCCCCCUUACAGGUUAGGAUAGGAAUAGUUGUAAAUGCAGAGAUAGGGUGGUGGAGGAAUGUUGGAAAACUGGCAAGAAACAGAGGUAGGUCUGCUGUGUAUACACCGCUUAUUUUGUUAAUUGUGUUGAUUACUGAUUGUGGUCCUCUUGUGUUAAUUAGGUUAAUUAUCUGAAUGUGCUCCUCCCGAACUUCGUUAAAGGGGUCAUAGGAUGCUAAUUUCACUUUUACAUGUAGUUUAAACAUAAAUGUGUGUUGGCAGUGUGUGUACAUAUCUACCCUAUAAUGAUAAAAAUCCACCCAGUGGUUUUUCUUUAAUCCCUAAAAAUAAUAUACCCUUUUUCAAACCAGGCCAUUCUCAGCUUUAUGUCUGUGUGACGUCACACGGACGAAGGCCACUCCCAUGACAGUUGAUUGACAGUACUGUCUUACCUUAGACCCGCCCUGAAUGAGCUGUAACAGUUUCACUGUUUCACCACCCGAGCAGAUGUAGACAAGAAUGGCUCCAUAGUGAUUGAGGUGUUCUGUUGUUGGGUGUAAUAAUGAACAUAGCAGUCGUCAUUUAUUCCCGAUGUCUGAGCAGCUGAAGAAAUGUGUUUGUGAAGGGAAUGUGCCCUCUAUCUACUUAAAUGUGUUUAUGUUUGCGCAAAUCAUUCGUGAUCCAGCUUCACUUACAGCAGAAGUGAGUAUAAGUUUUUUUUUUAAUGAAUCUUUGCGAUUGCUGUUCCUAAUUACGUGCUACUUAGCAAGUUUCACGGCUAAAGUAAACAGUGUCUCAGAGCAUGGUUCAUCACCCCACAGAAGAGAGGGGCGGGGUCAGCAGAGCUCAUUAACAUCUAAAGCAACAUGCAAAAGACAGGUUGAUUUCUGCAGAGCUGAUUUUGACAAGGUAAAUACAGUGUUGUUUUGCACUACCAUUGAGAACCAAAGUAGGUUAUAGACUUUUCAUUAGAAUCCCUAAAGAAUCGUAUCAACUUGUGGAAAAUGGGCAUCUGAUGACGCCUUUAAUAAAACAUCAUAAUUUACUACACUGCUAGGCUAAAAUGAAACCAAAUUAAGCUGGGCAUUAAACCUACAAAUCUUGUUCAUUUUAAAAUCACUUCUACUCAAACAGAAUGACUAUGAAAAUGUAAACAUUUAUUGAGAACUAAAACAAGAGAGAACAGUCAGAAGUAACAUGAAUGUGAGAAGAAAUGCAGAAAAGUAUGGCAAAUUAUAAGCUACAGAGUUUUUCAUAAACUAUUUUGGAAUGACAGUACACGAUUACACGACACUGAUAUUUGAACAUUCAACAUUAGCAUAUGUGUGAAAGAAUGUGAGCUUGUGUAGGAUUGAGUAAGUGUGAACUCCUCCUCCAUUGGAACAUUUUGUUUUUACAGAUUAUACACUUACAGUUUGUUUCAUAGUCCAUGAACACAUACAGAACAUGAAUCUUGCUCAUUUUCAUGAUCUCCUUUGGAUGACUGAUGUUUUUAUUCAGAAGCCCCAUCAGCACAGCAAAGGCAUGUGACAUCAUGUGACAUUAUCCAUGCAGGACUGCUUCCUCCAUUAAAACCACUGUUGCAUCAGUUUGGCGGUGAAGCCAUUCUCCUCUUUGACUAGCAUUCAUCCCAGCCGCCACCUGUUCUUCAUCAGUGGCCUGAAAAGAGAAAAAUGAAAUUCACAAAGCUCAACAAGUCUGAAAUUUUACAUGCAAAACAUUACUUGUAACAAGUAUUACUUCAACAGCAUAAAAAUUAUUAGUCUUUAUUACAUAAUGCCGUUUCCUUUGGGAAACUACAUUCAGCCAGGUUAAUCACGAAAAAGAAAUAAGAUGUACAUAUGUUGAUAACCCACUAUUAGCAUCUCAAAAAUGUAAAUAUUGUAAAAUCUUCCAUAAAUAGGCUACAACAUAACAAACUCACUAUGGUAAAAGUAUCUCUUCCGUUCAGUAAAAGAGGCCGUUAAGACUAUAUUUCUGAGGCGAAAACCAUGUCCACGUAUUUUUCAAUGUAAGCUCUUUUUGCACUUUUUCUUCCAUCUGAAGACGCUGAGAAAAUGGCGGAUUCUUAAACUGGUGUCAUCUGUUGUUGAUGUGACGUAUGUACUUGGUCCGUGUAAUGCUUCACAAUUACAUUAUCAGACCAUUUGGUCCAAAUGCAAAAAUAAAAAAAUAAAUCACACAAUAAUUUUUUUUCAGUUACUUCGUAAAUGAAUAAUUGCCAUUUUCUCUCCUUUUUUCAAUUUUACUUUUGCUAUGUAAAUUGUUACUUCAGAAAUGAUCAUUUGAAUAAAUAAAAUCCAAACGAUUUUCUAUUUUCCCAUUUUUUUUAUCUUACAAUUACUGUGGCCUGUACCAUUAGCAUGGGGGUAAUGUUACUAUUUACAUGGCUACUAUUACAGACAAGCAAAAUAUGAAAGUUAAGUGUCAGAAUAUGAAUGAAAUGCGCAAAGUUUCACGUGAAGCAAUUUCCUCCCAUAGAAAACUAUCUGCCAUACACACAUAACCACCAGAGAUUAAGGCUUUACAUAAAGCUUAUUCAUAAAUAUCAGCCUCGGAAAUCCAUCGACAUAUUUCCGGUUAAAGACAUUUAUAAUCAAAUGUAGCUUUUACCAAGAGAGAUGUAGAUGGAUUUCUAUAAGCAGUCUCAACCCAGCAUUUGGGUUGAAAAAUAACCCAGCAUUUUUUUUUUAAAGUGUGUAGUCUUCUAAUUCAGACAAUG